AUGUGUAUAAGAUUAAUUAUACUUCCACCUACCUCCUCAUCGGAGGAAGACUCUCCGCCUCAAGAGCCGGAAUCGUCCUCUACAGAGGAAGAAGACUUAGAGGCCUCUCAGCCUCAAGAGCGGGUACCGGCCACACCAGAGCUUCCUCAAGAGCCAACAUCAGCCACAAUGACAGAGAGUAAUCUUCCUCCAGAGCCGGCAUCGGCCACGACUGAGACUAAUCUUCCUUCACAGCCGGCACCGGUCACGACGGAGACUAAUCUUACUCAAGAGGCGGCACUCGUCAUAACGGAGAGAAAUAAGAACGCGGUUGAAGCUUGUGAAUCCGAUGAGGAAUCUCUAAUAUCUGAUUCAACGAGUCUUCCAAGUCCGCUUGUGAAAUGUGAAGUUUCUAAUUUGGAGAAAGGAGAGUGUUCCCAAUCGAAGGAAAACAACAAUGACACCGUGGCUGGGCCCAAGAAUAAUGAAGAAGUGGAGAACAACAAUGGAGGAGGGUAUUUCGGGGACGAAGAAGAGAAAGAUCUGUUUGGGUCUGAUAACGAAGAUCACUGUAAAACCCUUGCUACUAGUCCCUACCCAAUUCCUGAGAAUGGAGGAUCUUUUGGACGAUUGAUGAUAUCAAGGGCUGUAAAUUAA
Corylus avellana is the source of this 636-nucleotide messenger RNA. The record is from RefSeq and is a predicted model, not a curated record. NCBI's taxonomy places the organism in Eukaryota, Viridiplantae, Streptophyta, Magnoliopsida, Fagales, Betulaceae.